Daphnia pulex (common water flea) is the source of this 1382-nucleotide messenger RNA. It is a transcript of the gene CREG, whose product is annotated as protein CREG1-like. Bases 330 to 1007 code for a protein of 225 amino acids. The transcript is spliced from 8 exons. NCBI's taxonomy places the organism in Eukaryota, Metazoa, Arthropoda, Branchiopoda, Diplostraca, Daphniidae. The record is from RefSeq and is a predicted model, not a curated record.
GGACGUGCUGAGCUGGACCCUGUGAUAAGACUCGCACCAAUCGAACUGGCAACGCUUGCUCGGUUUUAAGAUGGUCUCCGUUACUAGGGCAUGAUACACAUACAUAGUGGAAAGCCUUGAGAUAAAACUGGACGAAGGCCCUCGUCCGUACCGUAUCGGACACAUAUCAUAAAAAUUUUCAGGUCUGCAUUGAUUAUACGACUGGAGUCUUGUUUACUUUUCCUAUCCGGAUAAGGCUGCAAUUGAUAUUCACAAAUCCUGAAAGCGUGUUUCGAAAAGAUUAAACCGAAUUGUUUAGUAACCGCCAGUUCUAGCGUUAAACCGUAACCAUGGAACGCAGCUGGAAAUUCUUCGCUUUGAUGUUUGUUCUGGCUGAAUGGAUCGAACCGGGAGACUUUGCGCUGAACAACCGCAACCACAUAACAUAUGUCAACAUGCCCUACGAAAUAAAAAGAGAAAAUAAUCUAACCGUCGUUAAAUCGGAACCUCCUCCACACGAGCUAGUGGCCAAAAUGGCUCGCUAUAUCGUACACAAGAGUGACUGGACCGCACUUGCCACCAUUUCGACCCACGCUCCCAUCGCAGGCUAUCCGUUUGCUAAUAUUUUCUCGGUAAGCGAUGGACCAGUCCACAUUUCAAAAGGGGUCCCUUAUUUUUACUUGACGGACAUGGAAAUAUCUGUUCAGGAUUUAAAAGAAGACUCAAGGACGACAAUCACAAUGAGUUUAGCUCAAACUCAUUUCUGCAAAAAACACCAGUACGACCCGGAAGAUCCUCUUUGUGCUCACAUUAUUCUGACGGGGAAACUCGUUCGCGUCACCGAUCCCAGCGAAAAGAGCUUUGCACGAAAAGCGUUAUUCUCUCGACAUCCGGAAAUGAAAGACUGGCCAAAAGAUCACGGUUGGUGGUUCGGGAAAUUAGUUAUCAGUAAAAUCUGCCUUCUCGAUUACUUUGGUGGUGUAAAGGACGUCGAUCUAGCCGAGUACUUCGCCACCAGUCCUUUGUGAAUUAAAGAAAUCGUUGUAACCUUAGAAUAGAAGGCUCAAAAUUGCAAUGUUAAUAAAAGCUUCGAAAAAAAAUUUAACAGGGUAGGCAAAUAAGGGAUUUGUUCACAGAUCCUUAAUCGUCAUCAUCCAGGCCGAACUCGAAUGAGAUCUGUUGUUUCAAAAUGUAGAAGUAAACGCUCACUCACACACGCACGCAAUUCACACACAAUGAACCACAGGGGUUUCCUACGGAGAUUGACUACUUGUGCUGUAUUUGCAUCCAUCCGACAGCAGAAGACACGGGACUACUUUGAAUUGCAAGUAUCUGCACGCCGCCAAAAUUGUGAUGCACGGCACUGUUCGUCCAUUAGACAUGUUCGUCUCGGUUUCACACUA